AUUUCAUAAUCGACCAGUUAGCUAUCUAAUUUACACCCAAACACCAAAGUUGCACCCACCACGGGCAUUUGAUGUUUUCUUUUUAGUCGCUGCAACGUGGAUCACUUGCCUAGGGUUUUUAUUGAGCUUAGGGUUUGAUUUGGUGAAUGGCCGCCCAUACAAUGCUAUUCCUCAAAUGCGUUCUCUCACCAUUCAGACCGCGAACAGAUGCAGAAGAAUAUUGCAGACGAAAAAUUGCUAUGACCCAGUUCUUGCUCAAUGAAUGUGGGUUUUCUGAGUCCCAAGCUUUAGCGAUUGGUAGGAGGAACGAAGAUUUGUUCAAAACCAUAUCCAUCCGCACAGCCCAGCAGGCAGUCCAGCUCCUCAGAGACUCGGGUUUCGCUGAAGACCAGGUAAGGAAAAUCGUUUUCUCAAAUCCAAAAAUUAUACAGCUCAAAGUGGAUAGUCAGUUAAAGCCCAAGAUUGAGUUCAUGAAGGCAUUAGGUUUUACUGGUUGUGACCUGGGACACAUCUUAAGUCGAGCAACUGGUUUGUUCACUUGCAAUUUGGAACAAAACCUAAGCCCUAAAAUUCCCUUGCUUGUAGGCAUAUUUGGUUCAAAGCUUAGUCUGUGGAAAACUCUCAAACGGUAUCCUAGACUUUUGACGUGUAAUAUGGACAAUUUGAAACCUAAAAUAGAUAUUUUAAAGCAAUCAGGUAUGCAAGAUGAACUUCUUUUAUAUGUAAUCAAGUUAAGGCCCACUUUAAUUUUGCGCAGUGAAGAGGCGCUGAAAUUGGAGAUUGAAUAUGUGAGAAACCUAGGUAUUUUGGAGGGAUCCAAAGCAUUUGCAAACGCCCUUGUAGCGGUUGAUAGUUCUGGGCUUGAAAAUUUUGAAAAUAAAUUAAAACAUAUGGCAACGCUCGGUCUUUUGGAGAAUGAGAUCCUGCAGAUUGUAAGAAGUACUUCUAGUACGCUCAGUUGUAGCAUUGAUAAGAUAAAGAAAAACAUGGAUUUCUUGAAAAAUACUGCUGGCAUUCCGCCAAACAUUUUGGUUUUGUAUCCUCGUCUUUUAACUUUUAGCAUAGAGAAUAGGAUUCAACCACGACAUAAGGUAAUUGAAUUUUUAAGGGAAACAGAACCAUCCAGACUUCCCAGAAACCUUGCUAAAGUUUAUGCACUAAGUGAACAAAGUUUUUCUGACAAGUUUCUGAUGGGCAGUCCUGAGGCAGCAAAGUUGUUUGGAAAGUAUAAGGGUAAGUCUGUUGAUCUCGCCAUCAGCUGAAAGACUUUUGUGGACCUUGGAGCAGACAGAAAAAGUGUUUUAAUCAAUCCAGGCAUUUUCAUGAGGUUGUAUCGGAUAAAAAGGGGUUUAUAAGUAAUCCACCCAUUUUCGUGGGGUUGAAUCAGACAAAAGAAGUUUCACUCAAUCUGGAUACUUUUCUUGAGCUUGGGUCAAACAGAAGGGGUUUUGAUCAAUCCAGGCCUUUUCUUGAGGUUGGAGAGGACUUGAAAGAGUGGUUUUAAAUCAUUCAAUAUCUUUUGUUCAUGUUGGAUCUCAGAUCAGAAAGGUGUUUAAUUAAUCUAGACCUCAACAAGUUGCAGGAAUGAUCUUUUAGUAUUUUAUUCAUUACCCAAUCAAUGCCAACUCUUGAAAAAUAGUGUUAUGUAAUUGAACUGUAAAGCAUUACCCUGACAGAACAAAAGUCUUCUAAUACAAGGAAAAUGUCUAUUUUAUGAGGA
Messenger RNA from Cryptomeria japonica (Japanese cedar), 1720 nucleotides. RefSeq lists its product as uncharacterized. Gene Ontology annotation, molecular function: double-stranded DNA binding. The record is from RefSeq and is a predicted model, not a curated record. The transcript is spliced from 2 exons. Gene Ontology annotation, biological process: chloroplast organization; regulation of DNA-templated transcription. NCBI's taxonomy places the organism in Eukaryota, Viridiplantae, Streptophyta, Pinopsida, Cupressales, Cupressaceae. The coding region runs from base 147 to 1262 and encodes 371 amino acids. Gene Ontology annotation, cellular component: chloroplast.